Messenger RNA from Pipistrellus kuhlii (Kuhl's pipistrelle), 3300 nucleotides. RefSeq names its product myotubularin related protein 11 (gene MTMR11). The record is from RefSeq and is a predicted model, not a curated record. Lineage: Eukaryota; Metazoa; Chordata; Mammalia; Chiroptera; Vespertilionidae.
AUGCUCUGGAGAAGGAUGAACAAAAACACUAACUCAUCUCCAUCCCUAAUUCUUGGGUCUCCCCAAGCAAAACUAUCCUGAGGUCCAAUUUCCGUUUACUUCUCACCCCUUUUGGUAGUUCUGUCUGGAGAGGCUGUAAGAAGGCCUUAACUGUUUUUGUGUUCCUCCCACUUCCUCCACCCUCACUCCUUUUAAGAUAUAAAAAAAAAAAAAAACAGCUUCCCAGGGAAGCCAUCACUCAGUCUAGAGAAGUGGCUCAAAUUGUUCCAGUUUAAUAUUCAGUAUUACUGCUCCCCCUCAAUCUCCAAUUCUCAUAAACAAGAAGUGAACAGGAUUUGGGAGUAAGGGUAAAGAAGGGAAUCUGGGUAUUUGUCUCCAGUUCCCCAUGGAUUCCUCACCCUUCCCAGGAUCCUCCAAUUCCUUCCCACUUUCCCAAAAUGGUGUGUAUGCUCCUUUAAGGGGCUGGGCAUCUCUCCCGCCCUCUCCAGAGUCGACUGAAGUUUCCGAGGAGCCUCCUCUAGCUGAACACAGCUUUCAAAGACCCCAAAUCGUGCUACAUGCACCUCAAACGUUCCUUUGCCCUGACAGUUCCCUUGCCCGGAUCCCAUCCCUGACUUCCUUCCUCUCAGCUACAAGAUUCAGCCUCUCCCCAAGGGGCUUGAGCAUCCUUGAAGUUUCCCACCUUUAACUGCUCCGUCCCCGGAUGGAGCCGGAGAAAUGUGGUGGGGGGGCAGGGGCCAGAGUUUCAACAUCGCCCCCCAGAAGGAAGAGCCAGAGAUGGGGCCCUCUGGACCACAGUCUGUCCAGGGGAGUGGGAUGCCAGAGCCCAGGAAUCCUCAACUUGGCAGCUGCCUGGCCUCUGGAUGCCUCCCAGGGGAGCAGAUCCUAGCAUGGGCCCCAGGGGUGCGGAAGGGGCUGGAACCUGAAUUGCCUGGAACCCUGAUCUGUACCAACUUGAGGGUCACCUUCCAGCCCUAUGGAUGGCAGCGACAUCAGGAGACUCCCCUAAGCAGUGAUUAUGAUUUUGCCCUGGUCAACAUUGGGCAAUUAGAGGCUGUGAGUAGCCUGUCUCGAGUCCAACUCCAUCGUCCAGGGUCCCUGCUUAAAUUUAUCCCUGAGGAGAUCCUGAUUCACGGCCGAGACUUCCGGCUGCUCAGAGUUGGUUUUGAGGCUGGAGGACUAGAGCCUCAGGCCUUUCAGGUGACUAUGGCCAUUGCCCAAGCCAGAGCUCAGAGCAGUCAAACCCAACAGUACUCAGGGAUAGCCCUGAGCAAGACUGGCCAGAGUUCUGGCUCCAGAAAAUCACCUAUUCCCCUCUUGGAGACAUCAGAAGACUGGGAGACGGAGAGGAAAAAGCAGGGUGCCAAAGGCUGGCGAGUUAGUCUUGUCAAUGAGAGAUUCGACGUCGCCACCAGCCUCCCCCGUUACUUCUGGGUCCCUAACCGAACUCUGGACAGUGAGGUCAGGAGAGCAUUUGGCCACUUUCAUCAAGGCCGUGGACCGCGCCUGUCCUGGCAUCACCCUGGGGGUAGUGAUCUUCUCCGUUGUGGAGGUUUCUACACAGCCAGUGACCCUAACAAGGAGGAUAUCAGAGCAGUGGAGUCUAUGCUCCAGGCUGGGCAUUCUGACGUUGUCCUGGUCGACACUAUGGAUGAGCUGCCUAGUCUUGCAGAUGUCCAACUUGCCCAUUUGAGGCUGAGGGCCCUCUGUCUGCCUGAUUCAUCUGUAUCUGAGGAUAAAUGGCUCUCAGCCCUGGAAGGAACACGAUGGUUGGACUAUGUCAGGUCUUGCCUUCGAAAGGCCAGUGACAUUUCAGUUUUAGUGACAUCAAGAGUUCGCUCUGUAGUACUUCAAGAGCGUGGCGAUCGUGAUUUCAAUGGCCUCCUCUCUUCACUGGUCCAGCUGCUUUCAGCCCCUGAAGCCCGAACACUGCUUGGCUUCCAAUCACUAGUGCAGCGAGAGUGGGUGGCAGCUGGACAUCCCUUCCUGACUCGAUUUGGGGUAACUGGGGUCGGUGAAAAGGCCCCGGUGUUUCUCCUCUUCCUUGAUUGUGUCUGGCAGCUCCUCCAGCAGUUUCCAGCUGAGUUUGAAUUCUCCGAGUUUUUCCUUGUUGCUCUUCAUGACAGUGUCAGGGUUCCUGACACACUUACAUUCUUGAGAGACAAUCCCUGGGAGCGUGGAAAGCAGAGUAGACAGUUCAACUCCUAUACGCAAGUCUAUACCCCAGGGUACUCCCACCCCCCAGAUGGGAACUCUAUUAACGCACAGCUCUCUGUCUGGGACUGGGAUUUACGCUACAGCAAGGAACAGAUACUACAAUUCCAUAAUCCUGGCUAUGACCCCGAACACUGCCAAGAUUCCUGGCUCCCUAGACAGCAGCCAAGCUUCAUGGUUCCUGGACCUCCCAGUUCUGUGUGGCUCUUCUCUAGAGGGGCUUUGACUGCCCUGAAUCAGCUCUGUCCUUGGCGGGACAGUCCUUCCCUGCUGGCAGUCUCUUCACGUUGGCUCCCUCGACCUGCUAUCUCUUCGGAAAGUCUAGCUGAUCAAGAGUGGGGGCUCCCCUCCCAUUGGGGAGCUUGCCCUUUACCCGCAGGGCUGCUGCUGCCUGGGUAUUUGGGACCCCAGAUCAGGCUCUGGAGACGCUGCUACCUAAGGGGAAGGCCUGAGGUCCAGAUGGGCCUCUCAGCUCCCACCAUCACUGGCCUCCAGGAUGAGCUAUCCUGUCUGCAGGAGCUAUUAAAGAAAUGGACUCCAAGAAUAUCUCCUGAGGAUCACUCCAACAAAAGAGAUCCAAAUCCCAUUCUCCUCAAUUCUGUUGAAAUUGCUGGCUUUCUUAUGGGCAGGACAAAAGGUGGUCUGGGGUGAGAGAGGGUUCUGUCUAAUCCUUUCCAUUUUUCUCAUCUGGUCUUGCUGCCUCAGCUUUCACAUUCCAGCCUUCAAACAAGAUCUAACUUUGCAGAUGGGUGGUGCUACCUACAACUCUUGCUCUGUCCUGUUUAGUUCCUCAAGAUUGUAUAUAGUGUCUUGUGAUUUGAACAAAGAAACAAAAACAAACCAAAAUAUGAUCACCUGUCUCUUUUCUGGCAAAUUCCAUCCCUUUUGGAUAUCCAACUGUUAAUUUUGAGUUCAGACCUCAUUUUCACCUCCUUUUGCUGUUUCUUUAAUUCCAAUUUCUACUUCUUCCCUAGAGCUUCCUAUGGGCAUGGAGUGGAUAUGGGAAACACCCUGUCUCUUCCAAUUGUAUAUUUUUGUAGUGAAUUUCUAUUUAAGGGGUUCAUUAAAGCGCAGUAUUUAUACUUG